Messenger RNA from Ziziphus jujuba (common jujube), 2450 nucleotides. RefSeq lists its product as uncharacterized. The transcript is spliced from 20 exons. The record is from RefSeq and is a predicted model, not a curated record. Bases 176 to 2266 code for a protein of 696 amino acids. Lineage: Eukaryota; Viridiplantae; Streptophyta; Magnoliopsida; Rosales; Rhamnaceae.
AAAUUGUUUUUCAAAUUUCAUUGAACUGCCAAAUAGGCCUUUGGAAUGUCCUUUUGUAGUACGCUGAUUUCUGGAAAUCCCGUAUUACGAAACCGAAUCCAAAGACCUCAAAAAAGAAAGGUUUGUUCUUAAAGGCCGUGUUUGUUUGCCACUCUCACUCUCUCUUUUACUCGGCAUGGCCAGGACUGCUUCUGGGUCCGCGGCGAGGCCGUCAAUGGUGUCGACCAUCAAAGCUUACUCACUGCCUCUGCUUCUAUUCUUCGGAGCCCUUUUCUUCCAGCUUGUUCUUAUUCCCAAAUCUUUUCCUCCCUCUUACUACGACGUUCUGGGUAUAAAGAGGUAUUCUUCUAUAGAAGAAGUGAAUGAAGCGUACAAAGAACUUUCGUCGAAGUGGAAUUCAGAGGUGGAUGUUCCUAUUACUAUUGAUUUAUUAAAGAUCCAGUAUGCUUAUGAAUUGCUGACAAAUCCAUUAUGGAAAAGGAACUAUGAUUUAUUUGGUCUCGAUGAGCAAUCACAUGUGCUUGACAAGGCCAACCAACAGUAUACGGGCCAAAGUUUUUCAAAAAUGGACCUUCCAUUACUAGAUUCUUCUAUUCCUGAUACCGGAGAUCACAGUCUUAAUGUCAUUACCUCUGAGGAUUUUAAAGCCAUGUUUCAGGAUACUAAGCCAUGGCUAAUUCAGUUGUACUCAUCUGGAAGCAAGCGCUCUGCUCAAUUUUCUGAUGUCUGGAAAAGAAAUGCUGCUUUGUUGGAGGGAGUUGCAAAUACUGCUUCAGUGGAACUUGGAGAUCUUCAACUUGUGGCAUACCUUGCUGAGAAGAAACCAUCAGGGCAUCCUUUCUUCAGAAAUGGCAUUCCCUCUCUUGUUGCUUUUCCCCCAGGGUGUAAAAACGCUGAUUGUCUUAUUAGGUAUAAUGGAGAGCUCUCAGUUGAUGCAAUUACAGAUUGGUUUGCAACGACUAUACUCAGUUUACCUCGAAUUUUUUACUACACAAAAGAAUCAUUGGGACCAAACUUUCUGGCUAAAGCCAGCCCUCAUAAGGUUAAAGUCAUUUUCUUCUCAAAAUCAGGGGAGCGUGCUUCUCCAUUUGUACGCCAAUCAGUAAAAAAUUAUUGGGAUCAUGCUUCUUUUGCAUUUGUGCUAUGGCGAGAAGAGGAAUCUUCUGUUUGGUUUAAUGCGUUUGAGGUGGAAUCUGCACCUGCUAUAGUAAUUUUAAAAGAUCCAGGUGUCAAACCUCUUGUUCACCAUGGUGCAGUUAACAAUUCACAGUUUCUAAAUAUUAUGGAACAUAAUAAGCUACAAGAGCUUCCUCAACUAAGGAGUACAACAUCAAUGGAAUUGGGUUGUGAUGCCCGUGGCUAUUCUCGUGCUGGAUAUGAUACCACUACUUGGUACUGUGCUAUUCUGGCAGGAAGGCAUGGCCCAGAACUCAAUAAAAUGCGUGAAACCAUGCGCAGGGUCCAACAAGUAUUAUCAGAUAAGACUGAGUCAAGUACAGUGGAUGGAGAUGAAUCUGUAACUACAGCAUUGGUUGUGUUCAAAGCUAAACGACUGACAUUUGCUUGGCUUGAUGGGGAAGCUCAAAAGAGAUAUUGUUUCUUCUAUCUCAAUUCUGAGACCAGCUACGAAACCUGUGGACCAAGGAGAGAUAUUACUGAUGUAGCUCAACUAUUUAUUGUGCGUUACAAAAGGAAUUCUACCGAAGAGAAUCGGAAGCCUGAGACAAAAAGAAACAGCAUAUGGGAUGCAUUACAAGAACAGGAACUGGAUUCUGCAGCACAGCUUGUGGCAAGGUACAAUGGUUCAGCUGAAUCUCCAGAGAUUAUUAAAUGGAUAUCUCAAAUAAUCAAGGAUGGUGACUCCAGAGAUCUUCCCCAUUAUAGAACAAAAACUCCCGAUUUAGUUCCUGAGGAUGCGGACCCUAUUUGGAUCAAAAGUUUGCAAAGCAUUACUACACUGUCUUCAGUGAAGCAGCGUUUUCAUGGUAUUAUGAUAAGAAUCUCUGACCACAUUGGAGAUCCAAGAAUUGGCCCCAUCUUGCUUCUGGGAGCAUUGAUGUCUUUUGGUGCCAUCUGGCUGCGGAGGAGUCAACCAACUCUUCAAUCUAAUCCACAGAGUCAACCCAAUACUGGGGAUGCAAGUAGGCUACAGAAGAGAGAUCGAAUAAGAACCGGGUCAAAUAAAGAACCUCGUCCUUCUUCCAUCACAGACCGCGAACCAAAAGAUGCUUACCAGAUGCCAUUUACGGAUUCAGAUUCUGAGUAGCAGAUUCAGUUUUUGGAGUUGAUGAAUCCAGAAACCAAACAUCAAAAACGCUUGUUUAUAGAGAUUUCACAAAUACUAAUAUAUAAUUAUUGGAAGGCAUGAUUUUUUUUUUUUUUUUGGGGUAAUAUUAUUGAAAGGCAUGAUUGUUUGCUUAUAAUGUGUUAGAUAAUGUACUUUCUAUAUC